This is a messenger RNA of Trypanosoma cruzi, 2730 nucleotides long. RefSeq lists its product as uncharacterized. The record is from RefSeq and is a predicted model, not a curated record. Bases 1 to 2730 code for a protein of 909 amino acids. NCBI's taxonomy places the organism in Eukaryota, Euglenozoa, Kinetoplastea, Trypanosomatida, Trypanosomatidae. Gene Ontology annotation, biological process: mRNA splicing, via spliceosome. Gene Ontology annotation, molecular function: U2 snRNA binding. The transcript has a single exon.
AUGCGGCUCUCCAGGCGCGUUCAGCUGAAUCCGGAGGUCAUUGAUUCAAGCCUUCAGCGACUGAACUGCGUCUCACAAAACAUCAUAGAAGUGGAUAUUUCUCCAACUGUCCUGGCGCUUCUCACUUCUGUGGCACCGGAUGUUGUGCGCCAGCGCGUAGCCGAAUUGCCGUCGCGCGCUGCGGGUGAUAUUGGAAAAGAAGAAGCAAUAGACUUUGGUGGUGCGGGGAUGAAUACGGCGCUGGCACUCUCUCUUCACACCGUCCUUCUCUCCCGUAAUCGGUUGACAACAACCUUGGGCCUCGUGCAGUUCAAGAAUGUUGUGCGGCUUUCCUUGCUGGGUAACAGGGUGCGACGCAUCGAGGACUGCGAGGCACUUUCUUUGCUCCCCUCACUGCAGUACCUCACGCUGGAGUUCAAUCCGGUGACCUCGCUCCCACAUUAUCGCGCCCACAUUCUGCGCAUCUGUUCCUGGCCUGACACUCUCAACUCAAAAAAUUGUCGGCUGAGAAAGCUGGACACACGGUCUGUUUUGCCGGCCGAGGUAGAGCGAGCUGCGCAGUGCCUCCAGCGCGAAAAGGUCACAUUGGGGGAGCUUGUCCAUCGUAUGCGGUUUUUGGCUCUCCUGUCCGAGGCUGAGAAAAGAAUAGCGCUACACAACGAGAUUCGUCGCCGGGGCUUCAUGUUACAAGACAGUUUUCUCACUCUCACGGUUGAGAGUAUUGUGACUAGGUGCUCGGCACAGCUGUUGGCUCUCGUCGAUGUAAGCACCGCGUCACAUCUCGCGCGGCGUCUCAUGGGCGGGAAAUGUCGCAUUUGUGCCGUUACUCCAGAGAGUUCUUUUGACGAUGACAAUUCUAACGAGAAGGAACUUUCGCAGCUGGCAACUUCGUUUGGUCAUUCGCUCUCCAGUUCAAAAACAUUGUCACUCCAACAUCCCUACCAGGCUGAAUUAACGGCCUUCUGCAAAGACUGGUCAAGGGACGUCUUUCGUCGUGCCACGACAUCACUCGAUCACCGUAUUUGUGGCCUUCUCUUGAACAUCGCCCACGCUCUGGGUGAAGAACUCACAGUGAUGGAUGUGGAUUACUUGAAUAAACUUUGGUUCACGCAGAUUGCCAAGGUUGACAGCUGCAAAUUCUACCAAUUUCAGAAGCUCAAGGAAAAACCCGUAGCUAAUGGAAAUGCACCUACAGUUGCUGCAAGAAGUGAGAAACCAUGCGAGGGAAUUAACGGCUCAAUGAAGGAAUCCACGUGGGAGGAAUUUGUUCGUGUGCCACUCAGUCCCAGCGAAACCCACCCGCAUGCUCCGCGCGUGGAGGCGAUGAAUGGCAAUGAGGAUGUUUUAUCGCUACGCAGCAUUUCUCCCAUCACCCAGCAAACUGUGAAGUGCAGCGACGUUGUUGCAAAUUGCGAACGGCAGAAAUCGAGCUGUGAUGCACCAGAACACUCAUUUCAGAAACUGCCUGAGAUGGAAAAGGUGCCAAACGACGGUAACAACGGAGAUGAGCUGAAGAAGUCCCCAAAGGUGGAAAAGUGCAACAGUGAUUGGACUUCGAUUGAGGAGUUUCCACUGAUGGCACCCGUUCCAUUUCCUGCACCGAAGGAUGAGCUUGCGCUUGAGCAAGAACUGUUUCACAAGCUAAAGUGUCAUGUAAGGCGUCGCAUUCUGCGUGUGUGGAGGUCGAAGGUGAGGCGAAAGCAGCAGGAAACGCUCUGUGCAAAUUUCAUUCAAAGACGUUUUGAAGGUUUGCUGACUCUUUCAACCCCAACGCCACACGCUAUCUCCAGCACGCUUCAAAUGCUCCCGCGGAAGGAGCAAAAGCGUGUGCUCUUUCAGCUUUGGCGCGAGCAGGCUCGAAUGUCGUAUGCUCCCCGGUUACUCCGUCUGGCGCAGCUUUUCUCACGGUGGCGAUGGCGGACGUACCAGCAGGAGAUUAUUAAUUAUUUUGCCGAGAAACGCCGCACGCGAACGUUAACUGAAGUGUGGCAUUGUUGGGCUGAAGCACUGCAUGUGCACAUCGCAGAUAGACGCAAUCGUUCAGGGGAAAAGAUACACAAAAUAGCUGUUCUCCCUGACGCGACGUCUGGCUUUCAAUCACCCGUUCGAAAUGGUUGCAACCGCAUGAUGAUUUCUUCAGACAGACGACUAAAGGAACCACGCGACGUUUUUUUAGAAAAUUGUUCUUCAUUUAAGGUGACAACAGAUGCAACACCGGGUCUCACGUGCAGCACAAAACCAUCUGUGAAUGGUGCGUUUAGCGUGCCGCAAAUGCCUCAUUUAGAAGGCACUUCUGCAACUGCCUCUCGUAUUUCAUUGCCGAUGGCAAUUCCGAAAAUGGUCCAUUCUCCGUCUGUCCAACCACCCUUCUCUUGUGAAAAAGCAACACAGACAACAUUACCACCAUCGAACGACGGCGUUGCUGAGGAAUGCAAGGAUGAAUUUUGUUUAGAGGCCAAGAAGGCAGUAGAAGUGAUGCAAGCUGACCGUUUACGUCUUGUUGAUCGUUUGAUCGCGCUGGAGCAACGGGUGUGUGAGGAAUCCUUGCGUGUUCAGCAUCGAGAAGAGGAGAUUGAGGAUCUCAAGCAAAAGCUCAAAGCCAUGACGGUUCGUGAAGAGUGUGUGGGUUCUACCAUCGGCGACUAUCAACGAGAGAUCGAACAUCUGAAGGUUAUUGUUCGGGCUCUGCGAGAGGAGAGGCGGGAGUUGUUACGUCCCAUUUUUCAGUGA